Molecule: messenger RNA, 687 nt
Organism: Malania oleifera
Lineage: Eukaryota; Viridiplantae; Streptophyta; Magnoliopsida; Santalales; Ximeniaceae
Exons: 1
Coding region: 1-687 (228 amino acids)
Source: RefSeq, a predicted model, not a curated record
AUGGAUCCAAGGUGUAGUAGUGCACAGGCUAGAGGGGAUGAUGCAGGGCCUUCCAGUAUGGCUAGAAGAGAUUUUGAUGCUCUACUACGUAAUGUCACCCAGCAGGUGAUGUCAGAGAUGGUUAGGAGUUUGGGAGGAUGGAGCUACAUGAUUGAGCAGUUCACACGGAUGAGACCUCCAUCGUUUUCUAGAGGAGCUGACCCACUGGUGGCUGAGAACUGGGUCCAAGACAUAAAGGAUAUAAUGGUUAUUCUUCCAUGUACAGAUGAGCAGAAAGUUUUAUUUGCGACAUUUAAGCUGACGGGGGAGGCAAAGCGAUGGUGGAGAUCAACGAGGUUGUUGGAGGAACAGAGACCAGACCCUGUAAUGGUGAUGUCGUACCACUUCAGGGAGAUCUUUUACAAGAGGUACUUUCUUGUUACUGUUAUGAGUGCGAAGGCGGCGGAAUUUCUACAUUUGACGCAGGAACCAAUGACAGUACAGCAGUAUGUGGCUAGAUUCAUUAAACUGUCUCGGUUUGCUCCUUAUUUGGUACCAGAUGAGGAGAGGAGGGCGAGGAAGUUUGCAAAGGGUCUGAGGCAAAGUCUAUAUGAGCAGGUUAUAGGCUUUUGGGCUCAGACAUUUGCAGAGGUAGUAGACAGAGUUAGAGUGAUUGAGGGUGGCUUUCAAAAAGGUACCGCAACAUAG